Molecule: messenger RNA, 2516 nt
Organism: Penaeus monodon (black tiger shrimp)
Lineage: Eukaryota; Metazoa; Arthropoda; Malacostraca; Decapoda; Penaeidae
Product: adhesive plaque matrix protein-like
Exons: 18
Coding region: 18-2465 (815 amino acids)
Cellular component (GO): extracellular matrix
Source: RefSeq, a predicted model, not a curated record
CUUCGUCUACCACCAUCAUGUUCACUAAGGCUGUUGUUGCCCUUGCACUUGUGGCUGUUGCUGCUUCUGCUGCUGCUCCUUCUCUGCCAGCCUAUGGCUAUGCGCCUCAGCCUACCUAUGAGGUCCCUGCCAAGUACGACUUCAACUAUGCCGUGAAGGACGACUACUCCGGAAACGACUUCGGUCACCAGGAGGCCCGUGAUGGCUAUGACACUCAGGGUUCUUACUACGUCCUCCUUCCUGACGGUCGUCUUCAGAAGGUUGCCUACACUGUCAACGGCGACUCCGGUUACGUGGCCGAGGUCAGCUACGAGGGUGAGGCCCAGUACCCCGAGUACAAGCCUGCUCCUGCCUACAAGCCCGCUCCUUCUUACCAUCCCGCACCUGCCUACAAGCCUGCUCCUUCUUACCAUCCCGCACCUGCCUACAAGCCUGCCCCUGCAUACGAACCUGCCCCUACCUAUGAGACCACUCCUGCUUACGCUGUUGUUGCCCUUGCCCUCGUGGCUGUUGCUGCUGCUGCUCCUUCUCUGCCAGCCUAUGGCUAUGCACCUCAGCCUACCUAUGAGGUCCCUGCCAAUCUUCCGUCCUCGGAUCUCUGGCUUAGAGGAACACUGCCUGCGCAUAUCAACAAUCUAGAGAGGGAGAUUUACGGCAAGUGUGACCCUUGCACAUCAGGUCAGGCCAGUGGAGCUGGGGAUGCUUUUAAAGAUAUGCAUCACUCUUCGUCUACCUCCAUCAUGUUCACUAAGGCUGUUGUUGCCCUCGCCCUCGUGGCUGUUGCUGCUGCUGCUCCUUCUCUGCCAGCCUAUGGCUAUGCGCCUCAGCCUACCUAUGAGGUCCCUGCCAAGUACGACUUCAACUAUGCCGUGAAGGACGACUACUCUGGAAACGACUUCGGUCACCAGGAGGCCCGUGAUGGCUAUGACACUCAGGGUUCUUACUACGUCCUCCUUCCUGACGGUCGUCUGCAGAAGGUUGCCUACACUGUCAACGGCGACUCCGGUUACGUGGCCGAGGUCAGCUACGAGGGUGAGGCCCAGUACCCCGAGUACAAGCCUGCUCCUGCCUACAAGCCUGCUCCUUAUCAUCCCGCACCUGCCUACAAGCCUGCCCCUGCAUACGAACCUGCCCCUACCUAUGAGACCACCCCUGCUUACCCAGAGCAUCACUCUUCGUCUACCUCCAUCAUGUUCACUAAGGCUGUUAUUGCCCUUGCCCUCGUGGCUGUUGCUGCUGCUGCUCCUUCUCUGCCAGCCUAUGGCUAUGCGCCUCAGCCUACCUAUGAGGUCCCUGCCAAGUACGACUUCAACUAUGCCGUGAAGGACGACUACUCCGGAAACGACUUCGGUCACCAGGAGGCCCGUGAUGGCUAUGACACUCAGGGUUCUUACUACGUCCUCCUUCCCGACGGUCGUCUGCAGAAGGUCGCCUACACUGUCAACGGCGACUCCGGUUACGUGGCCGAGGUCAGCUACGAGGGUGAGGCCCAGUACCCCGAGUACAAGCCUGCUCCUGCCUACAAGCCUGCUCCUUCUUACCAUCCCGCACCUGCCUACAAGCCUGCCCCUGCAUACGAACCUGUCCCUACCUAUGAGACCACCCCUGUUUACGCCUCUGACCUCGGCUACGAAACCGGAGUCGCCGUUGACAGUGUAGGCGACCUUCUGCAGACGACCGUCAGGAAGGAGAACGUAGUAAGAACCCUGAGUAUCGUAACCGUCACGAGCCUCCUGGUGACCGAAGUCGUUUCCGGAAUAGUCGUCUUUCACGGCAUAGUUGAAGUCAUACUUUGCAGGGACCUGGAAAUGCAGGCUGAGGAGCAUAACCAUAGGCUGGCUGAGAAGGAGCAGGAGCAGCAACGGCCACGAGGGCGAGGGCAACGACAGCCUAGAAUAAAGUAUCAUAUUAGUUCCUUUUCUUUAUAUGCACGUGUUGUUUUCUACUGGGAGCUAUCCCUUAUCAUAAAUAUCAUAUUUCUCACCUUAGUGAACAUGAUGGGGGUAGAAGAAUAUCACACGUCAUCUACCUCCAUCAUGUUCACUAAGGCAAUCGUUGCCCUCGCCCUCGUGGCCGUUGCUGCCUCUGCUCCUUCUCAGCCAGCUUACGGUUAUGCUCCUCAGCCUACCUACGAGGUCCCUGCCAAGUACGAUUUCAACUAUGCCGUGAAAGACGACUAUUCCGGAAACGACUUCGGUCACCAGGAAGCUCGCGACGGUUAUGAUACUCAGGGUUCUUACUACGUCCUCCUUCCCGACGGUCGUCUGCAGAAGGUCGCCUACACUGUCAACGGCGACUCCGGUUACGUAGCCGAGGUCAGCUACGAGGGUGAGGCCCAGUACCCCGAGUACAAGCCUGCUCCUGCCUACAAGCCUGCUCCUUCUUACCAUCCCGCACCUGCCUACAAGCCUGCCCCUGCAUACGAACCUACCCCUACCUAUGAGACCACCCCUGCUUACGCCUAAAUGAAACUCGAUCAAAAUAUGUUUAUAAAUAUUUAUUAAACUGAAAUUAUA